AACUGCAGAAAAUACCACGAGCACUAAGUACAUUUUAACUUUUACAUGAUUUAAAAUGGCGCCAACCGUUCAGGAUGGGCAAAAGAGCAGAGAUCAAGAGCGGAGGUGAGCUUUGAUUUCCUUAGCGUUGCAAUCUUCGGGUCGUAAAUCAGUGUAAACAAUCGGGACUUAGUAUUCACGCUGCCGUCGAACUACAAACACGUACCAUUCAAAUUGAUAUAAGAUGGCUCUUCAUAAGUUUUGUGAAUUAUCCGUUAAGCUAUGAAUAUCUUGGCGAAUUUGAUCAGAAAGGUGGCUGUAAACCCAACCUUCUAAUUUCUUUCCAUCAAAACAACGUACAUCAUUUAAUAUUAUAAUGUGCAUUAAAUACUUCACUUCAGUAAGCUUAUGUAUCGGUCAAAUCGAAGCUUCAACAUGCCCCCCCGGGCAACCCCCCGGGCAUUUGACUUUUUUGAAAAUUAUUGUUCAAAUUCCCCCCUACCCGGGCCAAAAUGCCGUUCAAAUGCCCCACAGUAGGGUCCAUUCAGGUGAACAAAUGCCCCCACCUCAGGGACAUUUCACAGGCACAUAAUGACAGAAGGACGGCAGAAACGCCUUCAGUUGCCGAACAAAAUCUUUAUAAAUACAGAUUCAAUAUAACAAAAACUGAGAAACACUGUUAGCAUAUUUACUACAAACAAACUUCUCGUGCAAAGCGGCGGAAAUCGCUGCUACAAGGUCACUGAAUGCUCAGCUUUUCUUCGUGUGUCAUGCAACAUAGAAAACGUUCUAUAAAAAAACUCCCACCUACUACAUCAUGACCAUUUCACUGACAUCAAUCAUCGCUCACCUUAUACAUGCGGCAGGUCAAAGUAAUAUUGAUCUCUGUUGAGCUUUUUAUUGUUGCAUUGAAUGGCUGGUAGUAGGUCAUUGUAAACACAACUUUUAUACAUUCAUGUAUUCAAAACCAAGCUUGUUUAAGCCCUUUCCUCGUAACCAAUUGGCCACAAAGGCACAAUCUUUUCCACGAAAAUCCCCCAACACCGCGUCCCCCAUGAUAGCCCACCACGCAAGAGAUUUCACAUGAAAUCGUGGGUGCAGUUCAAAUUCCCCACCCCUAACGCAUGGAGAUCAAAUUCCUCACCCCCUGGAAGACUCUGAUAAUCAAAUUCCCUCCUCCCCGAGACGGCAAAGGUGUCAAAUGCCCGGGGUUUGCCUUGGGAGGGGGGGGGGGCAUGUUGAAGCUUCGAUUUGACUGAUACAUUAGUGCCUAAUUUCAUGCCCAAAGGGAACUGACGUUUGAUUGGUUGAAAUUUUGUAUCCUUCCCCGACCUUAUCCAUGUAUUCAGUAACAAAAUGAGAGAGAACUUAUACACAAAAUUUACCUUCCAUGAAUUAAGAAGAGGAGGGACUAUUAGAUCAUGGCAUUAUGAAUUUAUUCCAGCUUGAAUGAGUGUUUCUAUAUGGCGCUUUAUUUAUGUAUGUUUUUUAAUGAAACGAGUGGGCCCCAGUUGUUGAAAAGGUGGAUAACACAAUACAUCGGAUGAAUCACUAUCCACUGAAAAGUAUUAGGAGAACUAGUAACAUGUGAUAAUUGCUUUCUCCACUGAUUGUGAUUUGUCCAGUGAGUAAAAAUGUUAUUAUCCAACUUUUUAACAACUGGGGCCAGAAUAAUAAAUUAUGUUUGAUGUACCGAAAAGUUACUUAAAUGUUAGGCCAACAAGUUUGACUGGCAGUCAUUGCACUCAGCAGGUUAUGAAUGUGAAAUUUACCCAUACUUGUCUUUUUCAGGCAGAGCUCAUUGCGUUCAACAGUCAGGUAGGAAUAAUUGUUAGUGUUGGUGGUGUAUUCAAAGCCAAGACAGAAUAAAAUCUGCAGUUUUCAGCAAUAUACUUGAUACAAACAUUUUUAAUGAGCUUGAAAACACUCUUUUUGGAGUUAAAAUUGGCAUUUACAUGUACUGUAAAGUUGAGAAUGUGUUUAAGUGAGUCUGUGCAUUAUUCCAAACUGAAUUAGAAUUUGGAAGUGUUGGUUUUUGAGUAAAGGGGAAAAAGGGAGUACCAAGAAAUAAACCUCUCAGAGCGAGGGAGAGAACUAACAGCAAAUUUAACCCACUUGUGGUAUCAAGGCUGGGUUUUCAACCUGGGCUGCAUUGGUGGGAUGCGAUUGCUCUCACUACUACAUAACCCUCUCUUCCCAUAUUAUAGCCUAUUAUAGCACCAUAGUAAAGCCUAUUGCAGCACGCACUGGAUAACGUGGUAUCUGUACAUUGUACAUUGUACAUGUGUUUGUAUUAAUGAGGCUAACUAUCUAUAAGAAUCUGUGGAUCAGACUAGGAAAACAAUGGGCCAGUUAUUUAAGUGGAGUUUAGCCCGUGUUUAACAAAACCUUGUUCUAAGUCAUUUUCAGUUUGCCCAACUUUUUCAUCUUAACAUCAUUUAUAGUUAACAAUCUCAAUAAAGCAUAUUGCUUAGACUGGAAAAGCACUCAUUAGGGACCUUUAGAUUCUGAGACGAGAAAGACUACAAGUACAAGAUUUUCUCAAUACUGAGUAUUGCUCACCUGAGAACCAGUGUCAUUUUGGCGGGAAAACGUGAUAGCCAUUGUCAUGCUACUACGAGUUUAGUGAGAAUGUUGUUGUGACGGGAACAGUAUAAACGUAAGAAGUUUUAUCAUUCUUCUACCGGAAGAGGGCCUAGCCUCCUUCAGUAUGAAUAACCGUGCAAACUUUUUUGGUGAAAAAAAGUAAAAUGAAACUUUCCAGGGUGUCUUGGUUUUGAGAACACGCGCAAAAACUUUAAGUUAAAUCUCGUACUCGUAUUCGUUCUCGUCCUCAAAUCUAAAGCUCUCUAUUUUCUUAAAUCAACCCACUAAAAAAGAGAUCUGGAAGUCCAGUGAUUUCUUAAACCACAGCUUAAGUUAGACUUCAUUUAAAUAAUUGACCCAAUGUGUCUGUCUGCAUUAAUGGGGGUCCAGGUUAACUGACGAGCUUGACCCAGGGAUAAGGAAAACUGUCUGUAAUGUCAAGGAGUCCAUAUCAAGCAGGAAGUGGGGUUCAACUGUAGGGAGUGAUAGGGAUAACCUCUGACGUUUCCUUUCAUGUAUCCUUACAUAAUAAAUAUUUGAUUUGAUUUUAUUUGAACUGGGUUCUCUCAGGUUUUUUCUGUUUACAUGUGUGUGUAAAAAUAUAAUUAAAGGAUAAGAUUUAAUAUCACUGAAAUCUUUCACAUGCUGAGUAAAAGAUUAAUGAUAUUACCAAAUGAAACAUUAAUGUUUUGUUUUUCUUUUGUUUCUAUUGUUUCAGCAAAGCAGACUUUGUCUCCAGGGUAAAGUACAACAAUAAUCUACCAGACAUUCCUUUUGAUGCCAAGUUUAUUGCCUAUCCCUUUGAGUCAAACCGGUGAGUAUAAUACUUUAUUAGAAGGCUUAAAUUGUGUGUUUUAAGUCUGUCGUUUUUCUUGUAGCGACGAUGAUGAUAAAACUCAGACUCUCUUUUGAAUAACAGAUUUGUGGAAUACAAGCCAACCUCACUUGAGAAAAACUACAGACAUGAGAUGUUGACAGAGGUUGAUCUUGGGGUCAAUAUUGAUCUUAUUGACCCUGAUACAUAUGCCCUGGAUCCUAAUGGUAAGGAGAUAAUAAAUAUGAUAGUGAUGAUGAUGAUGGUGAUGAUGAUGAUGAUAAUGUUGAUGAUGCUGAUGUUGAUGGUAAUGGUUAUAAUACUUAAGGGAACACCUAAAAUGCGAAGAUUUAGUGGUUGGCUUUCUUAUAUACAUGUAAGGUGGUUGCUUACGAGAUUGGAACCACAUGGGGUCCCUUCCGAGAAGAGGCCCCUACACAUCAACGUUUGGGCAGAGAAUUUUUUGCAUGCAAUAUCUAAGUUAUGAUAUGUGUAGUUCUACAUGUAUGUUGUUUUGAAAGCUUUCCAUAUACUUCGAGUGGUGUAGUACGUUUAACUACAGUGAACAAAGAAACCACGCCAUGCAAAAGCAAGUGGUCACUUGCAUGAGGUUUAAAACAAUGAAGGGCAAAAAGUGACCUCGGUGGCUUAUGAGAGACAGUCGCUUAGAAGAUGUUUUUAAUAUACAAGUGCUUUGGAGCUUUAAAGCCACGUACAAAUGGACGCAACAACUCAUGUAACAUUGUUGGGCCAAGAAUGUUUGGAGUUGUUGCUUAUAUUUGCACGUAGCUAAAAGUUUGACGGGGUUCAAACUUUGCGCAAGAACUCCCAACAACAUGCAACAGGGUGUGCAAGUGGAUGCAACAUUUAAUGUCCAACAAUGUGGUGUCCAUUUGCACAGGGCCUAACUGGGAAAGUUUUUGAGUGUAGUCGCUCGUGGGAGACGGUUAGUUUCAGCAGGUAGUCACAUAUGGAGGUUCAACUGUAUUUAAACUGGCUCUUUUGUGGGUUUACAGUGCAAACUCUUUUUUACAACACCCAAGGAAGUACAAAAAUACAAGUUAAUUUUACCACUGCGUGAUGUGUUGUGCAAGAAAUGUGCAUAAGAAACAAACCAAUCAGAAAAGGAUGUCGAUAUUCCUUUAAACCAGCAUAAUAUUAGAAACAGUGUUUGGAAGCCAUUACACUGAUGGAUUACAUCAAGGUGUUUAGUGACAGAUCCAAUGGCACUGUAAGCUGGUUCAAGUCAAAUUAGAGUGCUCAAUGAUAUUUUCAGCCAGACAGUGAUUUGGUCUGACCUUUUCCUUUUGACGUUUGCUUAAUUUCUUGUUGUCGUAUUACAGUUUCCCUUGACCCUGACGACGAAAAGUUGCUGGAAGAAGAUCCAAUAAACUUACCAGAUAAGAAACGGUAUGAUAACAUCUGCAGUCUACCCUGGCAUCUCAUGUCUUAUUCUUUUCAUCUUGAACCUUACCAUAGUACAGUUAACUAUAAAUUACAGUCUUUACCAGCCUUGACUUUUACUAUUAAAAACAGUGCAAGUUUGAAUAAUGUUACUUGAGCUUUUGCUAGUUAAACGUGCGCCUUCAUUUUGUUUCUAUUUCUAUGAACAUAGUGACAGGGACUGUUUGACAGAAUUACAGUUAUGACCCAAAUCAUUUUGUUUAAUGUUACAAAACCGUGCCAUCAACCGUCAUUCCUGAAUAAGGCCAAUGGAAUGUACCCUUGUUAUUCAUUCAUUUGAUUGUUAAAUUUCGUACAUUUGAGAGAAUGACUUUCGUAUUUUUUUCUCCUUUCCCUGAUGUACAGGACUGCGCAUCACAACAGAAAUGUAUCCUGGCUCAGAAGAACCGAGUAUAUUUCAACUGAAUAUAACAGAAGUCGCACAAGUAAUGAAAUGGUGGAAACAAAGUAUGUCAAACUCUUGAAUCCAAUUAAAAAGCCCUCAUAGACAAUAUUAUUAUAAUUAUACAAAGCAGCUUUUUUAUUUGGAAAAAAGGAAAUUGAUGCAAAUUGACAGUGGCAACUACAAUCCUGGCGAAAAGGUUUUAGGACACCUCACCUUUUUCACGUGUUUUUGUAUGGAAUUUGCAGCUAAGCUGUGAUACACACUCAUAAACACGGCCUUAACAAGAUUAUUUUCCACCCCCCACCCCCCUCCUGAACAAAGAACAAAGUUCAGGUCCUUAACGUGUGCAGGAUAAUGUGAAAGGUGUUUGACUUGUAACACCCAACACUGUCCAAGUGGGGAGAGGGGUCAACUUGAAUUACAUUUUCCUCACCUGAAAGACAAAGUGUUCCAAACCUUUUGACCAGGAUUGUAGUUCUUAGGAUGUGUUUUGACCUUGUUUAUUGUUCUCUGACUCACAGGGUUGGCUUUAAUGUAAAAAAGAAAUUCCAAGGAACAGACAUUUACAAGGUACUGUAACUUGUCUCUGCCUCUGUUGCUGUGGUAUAUGUAUAUUAAUAAUGGUAAUAGGACUGAGUGGAGUUCAAUUCGGUGUGUAAUCAUACAAGUGAUUAACAAAAUCAGACAACCGCUUAACAGGAGUCUGAUUUGUUUAAUCAUGAGUAUGAUUUCAGACCAAACUGGAUGACACAAACUUCUGUCACCAAUUAAUCAGUUCUAUAACAAAAUUUGUUAUAUUUCAGGCUUUUUUCUAAUUAAGACCCAAGGAAUUCCUGGAGUUUUUUUUGCUAGCAGUGAAAAAAGCCGCUUAAGUGUGCAUGUGUGAUGGCAUGUACUGUCCUAUUACACUGUCCUAUUAGUGCAGAAAUCAGGACAGUUGAUAGCCAAUCAAAUUUGAGAAUUUUGUUCAUAGUGUUUACUAGUACAUUGCUGUUAAAGGAACUGAACUCAAUAUACGAGAGCUUAAGUGUAUUAUUGGUUUCAUUGCAGGAUCGUGAAAGUCAGAUAGCAGCAAUUGAAAGUACCUUUGAUGCAGCACAGAGACCUGUAAGUAAUGUCAGACUGCAUGUACUUGAUGUGUAAAUUUUAAAUUGUUUUAAAGGCAAAUCACUGUGCAGGCAUAAAUGAUCAUGCAGUGUACAUACCCUAUCAAAAUGUACGUCUUAUAAAGAAAGAAAUUCCGUACACAAAUGUAGCUAGAUGUAAUAAACUAUAACGUCUUCCCCAUAACUGUGGCUUUGCACAUUUAGUGACACUAAGCUUUCAAUCCUGGUCAUUUUUGUUGUGUCACUGAGGCUUCGUUCACACAGCACCAGACAAAUUCUUGACUAGCUGAAAAAUUUGACUUAACAAUUCCUUUACAUGGAACAGCUCAAUAUUUUCGCUCUGUUCACAUGUGACAACGACUUUGUUGUACAAGAAGACGGUAAUUGUGCUCACACCAUGCUGGUCAAAUUUUUAUUAUACCAGCUAAAACUUUGACCACUAUUCUGGUAUUCAAAUUAUUGAACAGUUAGGGUUGUUCCGUGUGAACAAAACACCUCAACACAUGAAUAUUCAACCAAACAAAAAAUUGUCCAGUACUGUAUGAACGUAGCCUGAGUAUUAAUUUUGCUUGUCUGUUUCAGAUUCUUCGCCAUCCAACCAAGCCCAAUGUCACACCCGUGGAAGUCUUACCGGUCUUCCCAGAUUUUCAGGUAGUCUUCACACAUUUACAUGAAGUAAUCUAUCAAACACAGGACACAUAGUUUCAUCACGUAACAAGAAAGUAGAAAAUGUGAUGGGUAGAGGAGUACUUUUGGUGGGCUGUCUUUGUUUUGUUUGAUAUUGUCAAGAUGAACACUUUGUAGAGUGUUUGAGAAAAAAGUAAUCCAUUAUGUUGUAAACACAUCAAUUGCAUGUAGUAACACAAGCAAAGUACAAGUGUCUGUGCUCAACAUCAAUUUAAAAACACACACCAAGGCUGUGCUCUAAGAAAAAUUGAAGGGAGCCCAUUGUGAAAUCCAGAUUGAUUUCUAUGAAAAAGCUGAGACUUUCUAGUCGCCAGAGAACAAAAGUUAGGCACCACGGGCCACCGGGCUCUGCUAGAGCACAGCCUUGCACACCAUUACAACUGUAUAUAAAUUAUUGAGCAAACUAGCCCACACACAACUGUAUCUAGGUAUCUAGUUGAAAGAAAACAGUGCAUACAGAAUGUACAGUACCACCCAAGUCACUUGCGUCACGAUCCUUGAGGCUUUAGACUCGAUUCCUUUGAGUUUUAAGAGGCAAGUUCAGAGUCGAUAAAUACAAAAAUGUAUAAUAAACUCUUACUCUUGACUGAUCUCUUGAGUAAUAAUUAAAUCAAACAGACUUCACUCUGUUUCAAAGGAUCAUGAAGUUGAAACAUCUUCUGCAAUCGCCUUGCUUACCUUUUGUGAUGAAACAAAAUUUGAACUUUCAAAACAUAUCAGCACACAAAGGGCCAGUGGAACAGCCUACAAAAUUCCUUAUACAGUUAUUUAUUUACAAACUUCACCAAAAAGCCUGGUACACUCACAGAGCAAGCUCCACUAUGAGCUCCAGUACAAAGAGUAAUACAAAUAAACAAAUGAAUAAAAGGAUGCAACAGUGUUUUCUGCCCUUGACUGCUGGCCUUAACACUCAUAGUGUAGCAAGUAAGGUACCCUACAAUUUUUUCCAAUUGAUGUUUGAGAUUGAACUAAGUCUUUUUUCUCAUGUUCAUUGUUACCUAUAUCCAGAUGUGGGCCCAGCCCUGUGCUCAUGUUAUAUUUGAUACUGACCCCACCCCGCGAGGGAGAAAUGGGCCUGCAGAGGAGGAAGAAAUGUCUCAAGCGAUGAUCAGGUCAGUAACAGAAAUGUUAACCCAUUGGCUCUUGGAAAAAUGCCUUUUGAAGCUAGUCAAGCUGUUUUCUGGUUGCUGCAAUAGAGGGUCAUCCGUUACUCCGACAAAUUUAUGCAUGGCAUUGUAUUGUAUUGUCUUUGCAUUACGAUACUGUACAAAAACGUAACAAUAAAGAAAGAAAGCAAAAUAAUGAGAAAUUUAGCAAAGUCAUGCAUACAAAACUGUAAAUUUGUCAGAGUAUUGGACAAGUAUGCCGCAGUACUGCUAGGCUUAAAGGAAUCAAACCUUGCCAAAACAUCUCUGAUAAUUAUAUCAAGCACUAUACUCCCUUCUGUUUCCAGUGCUACAUGUCAACUUCUAAAGUUUUGGCAUGCACAAAAGGCAAAAUUUCAAGAUAAUUACCCCCCCCCACCCCCUCUUAUGUCUCCUGUACCUUUUGCUUUUUCUGGGCAUUGGCUUCCUUUAAUUUUUGGUGGGAAAAGGUUUUGCAAAAACUGAUUAGAUGGAAGGUGGGUAGUGCAAGAUUUUCAUUGGAUUUUUCGGGCCAACUUUAUAUGAUAUCAUUUAUGGUCCUUUGCAUUUUUCCCUACUUUGUUUGACUGAAUUGGCUCAUUCAGAUAUGGUUUGACCAUAUGCUACAUUUACCUCCAAGUAUGUUGAUUUUCUAGAGUGGAAAGUUUAUAUGAAGCAUUGUUUUUUCUUCUUUUUAGAGGUAUGGUGGAUGCAAGUGGAGACCAGUUUGUUGCUUACUUCCUUCCAACCAGAGAGACCAUUGGAAAGAGAAAAAGAGACCUUGAAACUGAAAUGGACUAUACUGAGGAUGAGGAGUGAGUAGAAGUGAACUCUUUCAAGUGCAGCUCAGUGUGCAUGCAUUACAUAGAGCUGACAUUUCGCAUUGCCACCAAAGCUUUCCUCAUAAAAUGAAGUCUGAGAAACCAGCGCAGAAAUUUCAUACUGAUGAAGUUUCACUACGCAGUUUCACUAUCAGUUGUGCUACGAGGCCAAUCAGAAGCAUUACCUAGAUCUGGGUAAUGGAAUGUCCAGUAUUGAAUUUCUGCAGUCAUUUCUCAGAUGUCCGAUGUUAUUUGCCCCACUUCAACUAUCUGCUGAUAGAAAUCAUGAGUUCGCUGUUUUGCAUUAGAUAAAAUUAAUAGUAUACAGUGAAACCUGUAUUAAGCCGACACCGUAUUAAGCACACACCCUCCAUUAAGCAGACAGUAGCCGAAGUCCCCAAAUUUAUUUCGCUUAUUUACUUUAAAUGAAACCGUUAUUAAGCGGACACCUCUAUUAAGCGGACGCGGACACCUAAAUAGUACCUGAAAUGGUCAUUUCUAUUGUUGACCACCUGUAUUAAACGAACACGUGAAUUUAAAUUCCAGCACCCAACAUGCCAGACGCUGGGAAUGCGAAAGAUUGCCACCCACAAAUUUUUCCAUUUUUACUGUUUCACAGUACAGUAUUGUUUUCUAUUUCGUUUUGUUUCUAUAGAGCUUGUUUCACUCAUCUAAUUUCUUCAAAUUUGAGUUGUAAUAUAUGUUUAUGGUACUAUGAUCAAUAUUAUUGGUCCACUUUAAUAAAGAAAUUAAUGGAAACGUAUAUCGUCAUAGUCUCUGGGAAUAUUCUAAACGUUUCCACUGUUCAUUUGAAUGGCAUUUGACACCUCAUAUGACAUUAUUUAUCGAAACCUGUAUUAGGCGGACACCCUGUAUUAAGCUGACACUACAGCAUUCCCCGAGGGUGUCCGCUUAAUACAGGUUUCACUGUAUUUGACAUCCUUUUUUUUGCAAUUAUUCAAAUUAGAAUUAACUUUUUUUUUUCUUUCAGAUAUGAAUACAAAAUGGCACGUGAAUACAACUGGAAUGUAAAGAAUAAAGCAACCAAAGGAUACGAGGUAUGAUCAUAGCUCCCAGUCGCCUUAUUUCAAAGCAAGUGGGAUUAUUAAAACACGUUAUUGUAGAAUGUUUUAUUAUUUUUGGUAUAAUAUACAAUGCUCUUCCUAAAAGAAAUGCCUGCACUAGCAGUCAAAAGUAUUGAAUUGCCUUGCCUUAAUGCAUGUAGCUAAUGUGGUUCUCUUCUUUCAUUUACCUGACUAUCUAUUCUCUUUGUGAUAGGAAAACUAUUUCUUUGUUUUCCGAGAAGGAGAGGGAGUUUUCUACGAUGAGCUGGUAACAAGGUAAGGAAGUCUAAGACAUUUCAAAUGAUCUUGUGUCCUCAAAUUAGGUUGUGUAAUAUUAUUGUCAGUGAUACUGUGAAGCGGUGGUUGAAUUCUUGGCACAAUUAGCUCCUACUUUGGCAGCUGUUUUUGCACAUGUAGCUGAACUCUGAUGACAAACCAUUUUUAAAUAAUGAAAAAAUCCGAAAAUAAGCCUCAGGGCUUAUAUUUUUCAAAGGCCCUUUUUGAGGGGCUUAUUUUCAGAGGGGCCUAUAUUGAGAGGGGCUUAUGUACGGAGGGAUAUUUGUGUUUUAAAAUUGAUUGGGCUAGCUUGUAGUGGAAAGGAAAUUUACCAUUUUUGCUUUGUUUCACUUUGUAUUGGAGGGCAAAUUCCAAAUACAAGCCCCCCGGGGGCUUAUAUUGAGUGGGGCGAUUUAAUGGAGGGUUUUUUGCGUUACAGUUUUGGGGGGGACUUAUAUUUGGAGGGGCUUACUUUCAGAUUUUUACGGUAUAUUCAUGUCUCCCCGCUGUUCUGUUUUUACUGGCACUUUGUAUGAACAUGUUACUCUGUCCGUAGACUAGCUAGCAAAAUAUUACUGUCAAGGCAGGUGAAGCAUACCCCCCAAGAUUCCAUUAAUGAAUUUAUUAUUCAAAAGUUGAAUGCAUUGGUAGUUAAGUUGUAGAUUUUGGAUUCAUCUGCAUUCUUGCAUGCAUAAUGGCAGUGAAUUCACCUCAGUUUUCCUAUAUUUGAUGGCAAUGUCUUCAAAGCAAUUUUGUCCGUUUAAAGGUUUUCUAAUCUGACCAAGUACAGAGAAGUUAUUGUAAAAAAUUGACUGCUCAUUAUGUAUGCAGGAAUGCAGACUUGAAUUUGAUACUGGUUGUGUAACAACCCACACAUACAUUUUUCAAAUAAAUUAUUCAUAAAUGUGAUAUAGGGAGGUAUGCUUGACCUACCUAAGUCGACUGUAAAGGUGUAAGACUCUCAGUAACCCAAGCACCCCAACCUCCUUCAUAAGUAAUGAAAAUGUAGGGUUUGAGUUAGUCUAACUCUGUAGUAUUACUGUACAAUGUAUAAUUACAUUCAUUUGUAUAAUUUAUUAUCUUAUUUUAGGGUUCAUCUGAGCAAGCGACGAGUUCGUGGUGGAGCUGGUGGUGUGCAAUCAGCUGUUUCACAGUUAGUUGUUAAACACAGAGAGUUGGAUGACAAUGAAAGAAAAGCACAGGUUAGAAUAACAUAUUAUGUAUGGAGAUUUGGAUGUCCUUGUUUGUAACAGCUGUAGGCCAGCUGGUAGAUGGAAGUUUUACAAAUCUGGCAAUGAUGGUGUCAAAAAUGGUGUUGCAACUUAAUUGACUAAUCAGAUCAAUAACCACAGUAUACCAUCAACUGACGUGAUACAACUCGCUGUGACUAUGAAGAUGACUACCCCACAGGUUGUCGAAACGUCUGUCACUGUCAACAACAGUCCUAUUCAGGACUACGUUCACCUGGACGAUCAUACUCAACCUACUUAUGAAAUGGUGACUAGUGUUGGGAAUCAGCUGAGAUUUCAUAAUCAAUCAGAGAAAAAAGACCCUUCCACGUUUUUUCUUUUAAUUUUUAUUAUAGGGCAGUAAGCGAAUAUCCAUCGAUAGAGGGCCUUAGAAUACAGUAUAUUGCUCCAGAAAGUUGUGAAAUUAACUGCAACUAACUGUUGCUAGUGAAAAGUUGAAAAAGAAAGUGGGUCUAUUAGACUGAUCCAACCAAUCAAUCUUUUUUUUAUCAUAGUAAUAAUAAUAAUAAUAAUAAUAAUAAUAAUAAUAGUAGUAACUCAUGUUUUAACAUUUUUAUUUGUGCAAUAAUAACUUCUUUUAUUUUUCCUCAAUACUCAAUUGAACAUUUCCCAUAAAAUUAUUGAUUAUUGACAUCAAGGUUUUUGAUUACAAUCAAUGACUGGCACAUGAAACAAUGAACAUGAACAUUAACAUACAUGUACAGAUAAAUGUAUACACACACAUGUAUGUACUGCAAGGACAUUUCCAUCAUUCUUGAUUACCUUUCAAACUUAAGACUGUAAGACUGCUUCGAAAAGUUAUUGCCUCUGGGAUUUGGUCAACUUGGUUUCCUUGUUUGUGUGUUUCUUAUAAACAUUGUUUUAUCAUGAUUUAAUGGCAUGUUCAAGAGCUGAACUCUAGUUGUGGUUUUUUUCUGUCCUCAGCGAAUGCGCAUGACUCAGUUAGAUACUGCUGUGGCUGAGGAAGAAGAAGAGGAAUUUGAAGAAGAAGAGGGUGAUGAAGAUGAAGAAGGUGCUGAUGAAGCAGAAAAUGAGGAAGAAAAUCCUGCUGAGGAUGGGCAGGAGGAGGAAGAAAAACAAGGGAAUGAUAGUGAGGAUGAAGACAUGAAAGAUGAUGAUGAUGAUGACGACGAAGCUGAGAAAGAGAGUAACGACGAGAAAGAUGAAAAGGAAAGCAGUGAAGAGGAAGGGUCAAGUGGUGAAGAGUCAGCUAGUGAUGAGGACGAAGAUGAUGGCUGA
Molecule: messenger RNA, 12795 nt
Organism: Porites lobata
Lineage: Eukaryota; Metazoa; Cnidaria; Anthozoa; Scleractinia; Poritidae
Source: the annotation of a GenBank genome assembly